Trifolium pratense (red clover) is the source of this 2280-nucleotide messenger RNA. RefSeq names its product subtilisin-like protease SBT3. The transcript has a single exon. Gene Ontology annotation, molecular function: serine-type endopeptidase activity. Gene Ontology annotation, biological process: proteolysis. The record is from RefSeq and is a predicted model, not a curated record. Lineage: Eukaryota; Viridiplantae; Streptophyta; Magnoliopsida; Fabales; Fabaceae. Bases 1 to 2280 code for a protein of 759 amino acids.
AUGGAUUUAAGAUUUUGUAUCCAGUUUUUGCUUUGUAUAAGCCUUCAAUUCAUUUUCACAUUGGCUCACUUUGAUAAUUAUAUCAUUCACAUGAAUUUAUCAGUUAUGCCAAAAGUAUUCUCAAACAAACAUGGUUGGUAUGAAUCCACUCUUUCUCAAGUUAAUAUUACCAACAAUAUUCAACGGUCCACCUCUUCUAAAAUCAUUUAUACAUAUAACAAUGUUAUGAAUGGUUUUAGUGCAAAUCUAUCACCUGAAGAGCAUGAAGCUCUCAAAACAUUCCCUGGUUACAUUUCUUCAAUACCCGAUUUAUCCUUGAAACUUGACACAACAUACUCACCUCAAUUCCUUGGCCUUAAUCCCUACAAAGGGGUAUGGCCAUCUUCUGAUUUUGGCAAAGAUAUCAUUGUUGGUGUAAUAGACACCGGUGUUUGGCCAGAAAGUGAAAGUUUCAAUGAUAAUGGAAUGACCAAAAUACCUACAAAAUGGAAAGGCAAAUUAUGUCAAUUUGAAAAUACCAACAAUUCAUCUUUUUGCAACAAGAAACUUAUUGGAGCUAGAUUUUUCAACAAAGGGUUCUUGGCGAAAAAUUCAAAUAUGGGCGAAACAAUUGUGAACUCUACACGUGACAUAAUCGGUCAUGGGACCCACACUUCAACAACAGCAGGUGGAAGAAGAGUAGACGGUGCAUCUGUCUUUGGUUAUGCAAAUGGAACAGCAAUAGGAAUAGCUUCAUUGUCUAGAUUAGCCAUAUACAAGAUUGUGUUUGGACUAGAUGAUGCUGCACUUUCAUCUGAUAUAAUAGCUGCAAUUGAUGCCGCAAUAUCAGAUGGUGUUGAUAUUCUUUCAAUGUCAAUUGGCUAUUAUGACAAUGCGUCUUUGUAUGAAGAUCCAAUUGCUAUAGCAACAUUUGCGGCUAUGGAAAAAGGUAUUUUUGUGUCUACUUCAGCAGGUAAUCUUGGACCUUCAUUUAAAACUCUACACAAUGGAAUACCGUGGGUAAUAACUGUUGCUGCUGGUACUAUGAAUCGCGAAUCUCAUGGGAAUCUUACACUUGGAAAUGGAGUCUCACUCAUUGGCUUUGCUCCUUAUCUUGGAAACUUCUCAGCAAAUAAUUUUCCAAUUGUUUUCAUGGGCACGUGUGACAAUAUUACUGAACUAAUCAAAGUGAAGAGUAAGAUUGUGGUUUGUGAAGACAAGAAUGGAACUCUUUUUAUCCAAAAUUAUAAUGUGAUUAAAGCAAAAGUUGUUGGAGCUGUUUUCAUAUCAAACAACACACCACAUCUUGCAUCGUACACGUUUCCAUCCAUCGUUAUUAACCAAAAAAGUGGAGAAAUUGUCAAAGCUUACAUACGGAGUAACUCUAAUUCAAGUUCAAUAGCAAAAAUGUGUUUCAGGAUAACAUCUUUUGGUGCUAAACCAGCACCUAGUGUGGAUUCUUAUAGUUCAAGAGGGCCUGCAAAGAGAUGUCCAUAUGUUCUGAAACCCGAUAUUACAGGUCCAGGUACAUCAAUCUUAGCUGCAUGGCCCCCAAAUAUUCCUGUAUUGAAUUUUGGGUCUGAUUACUUCAACAAGUUCAAUAUUUUACAAGGAACAUCCAUGGCAUGUCCUCACAUUGCUGGUGUAGGUGCACUUUUGAAAGGAGCACAUGCUGAUUGGAGCCCUGCAGCUAUUAGAUCAGCAAUGAUGACAACAUCAGACAUACUUGAUAAUAAUAAGGAACACAUUAAAGACAUUGGAAAAGGUAAUGAAAUUGCAACUCCUCUUGCAUUGGGAGCUGGUCAUAUCAACCCCAAUAGCGCACUUGACCCCGGUCUUGUAUAUGAUGUUGGUGUACAAGAUUAUGUUAACUUUAUUUGUGCACUUAACUUCACACAAGAAAAUAUCACUUCCAUUACAAGGUCCUCUAACAAUAAUUGUUCUAAACCUUCCUUAGAUCUUAACUACCCUUCUUUUAUCGCUUUCUUUAAAGCGGAAAACUCCUCGUCAAGAACAUCCCAAGAAUUUAGCAGAACAGUUACCAAUGUUGGUGAGGAAAAAACAACUUAUGUUGCCAUCAUUACUCCAAUUGCAGGGUUCAACGUUAGUGUUAUCCCUGAUAAAUUGGUGUUCAGUAAAAUGAACGAGAAGCUAAGCUACAAGUUAAGAAUCGAUGGCCCAGGAAUGACACAAGAGAAUGAAGUAGCGUUUGGAUACCUCACUUGGCAGGAUGAGAAACAUGUGGUGAGGAGUCCUAUUGUUGUAACCAAUAUCAAAUUUGUAGAUGAAAAUAUCAAAUAA